Messenger RNA from Sorghum bicolor (sorghum), 2042 nucleotides. RefSeq names its product polygalacturonase QRT3. Gene Ontology annotation, molecular function: polygalacturonase activity. NCBI's taxonomy places the organism in Eukaryota, Viridiplantae, Streptophyta, Magnoliopsida, Poales, Poaceae. The transcript has 3 exons. The coding region runs from base 319 to 1809 and encodes 496 amino acids. The record is from RefSeq and is a predicted model, not a curated record.
GGCGUCUAUCUCAUCACACCUAUAAAUCCUCUCUCUCUCUCUAUGUGCUGUGCAGGUGCAACUGCGACCCCACCACACACACACUCAUACGCCUUCUUCCUCUACUACCUGCUCAUACACCUGCUUGGCAUUUCAGCACCAAGAGAGGAAAGGCGCGUAGUGCCACACAGAGAGAGAGAGCGAGACAGAGAGGGGGCUGUUGAGGAGGCCUGGACGAACGCCAUUGAUGCGGCAGCAGCAGUAGGAGGAGGAGCAGAGAGGGGCAGCAGCAGCAGCUGAGGCCAGGCUCAAGAAACCGAUCGAGAGGCCAAGGGAACCAUGGAGCCUGCGCCGGGACGGAGAGGGAGAUGCCUGCCGCUGCUUCUCCUUCUGGGGGCGCUCGUCCUCGCAUUGGCCGGCGGCGCGACCGCGGCCGCGUGGCCUCACCCUCACGGCCACGGCGGCUCCGUCGGUCUUGCCGCUGCCGCCGACGGUGCCGGCAUGGCCAGGACGGCCGGCGGCGAGCGGUGGUACCGGGAUCUCGCGCUCAGGAGGAUGGAGAGCGUCAGAUCCUCCUUCGGGGCCAGAAGAGAUUUGGCAACGGCUUCCGCGAGCACGCGGGUGUACCACGUGACGGACUACGGCGCGGACCCGACCGGCGCGACCGACGCGACGGCCGCGAUCAACAAGGCCAUAGCGGACGCGUUCAGCCCGCCGAACAACGCCACCAUGACCGGCGGCAUCCCCGACCUCGGCGGCGCCGAGGUGCACCUCGACGGCGGCACGUACCUCAUCAAGGGCCCCCUCACCCUGCCGGCAUCCGGCGGCGGCAACUUCAAGAUCCACAGCGGGUCACUGCGCGCGUCCGACGACUUCCCGACGGACCGGUACCUGAUCGAGCUGUCGGCGACCAAGAGCGGGCGGAGCUACGACUACGAGUACGCGACGCUGCGUGACCUGAUGCUGGACUGCAGCUACCGCGGCGGCGGCGUGACGGUGGUGGACUCGCUCCGCGUCGCCAUCGACAACUGCUACGUGGCGCACUUCGCGUCCGACGGCGUCGCGGUGCGCGGCGGCCACGAGACCUUCAUCCGCAACACCUUCCUGGGCCAGCACAUGACGGCGGGGGGCGACCCCGGGGAGCGCGGCUUCACGGGCACGGGCAUCCGCCUCGACGGCAACGACAACUCCGUCUCCGACGUCGUCAUCUUCUCCGCGGCCACGGGGAUCAUGGUCACCGCGCCGGCAAACUCCAUCUCCGGCGUGCACUGCUACAACAAGGCCACGGGGUUCGGGGGCACGGGGAUCCACCUCAAGAUCCCGGGGCUCACCCAGGCGUGGAUCAGCAACUGCUACAUGGACUACACCAGCAUCGUCGCCGAGGACCCCGUGCUGCUCCACGUGUCCGGGUCUUUCUUCCUCGGCGACGCCAACGUCGUGCUCAAGGCCGUCAACGGCGUCGCCAGGGGCGUACAGGUCGUCGGCAACAUCUUCAGCGGCCGGGACAAGGGCGUCGACAUCGUGCAGCUGGACGGCAAGUUCACCACCGUGGACCAGGUGUACGUGCAGCAGAACUCCGCCACGGGGAUGACCAUCAAGUCCACCUCGGCGCGCGCGUCGGCCGACGGCAACGGGAGCUCCUGGACGCUCGACUUCUCGCCGGUGCUGCUGUUCCCGGACCGCAUCGGACACGUGCAGUACUCGCUCGUCGCCGGCGACGAGUUCCCGAGCCACACGCUCCGGAACGUGUCCGGCAACCAGGUCGUCGUCGCCACAGACAAGGCCGUGUCGGCCACGGUUCACGUGCUGGUGGACCAGAACAGCGACUGAGAUGAGAAUUAAUGAGAUGGUGCGUGCGUGCGGUGCGUGCUGCUGCCUGCUCGUGCGGCUGCUGCGAGCAAGGCGUUGUUAUUCGUUCGUUUCUUCUUCUUCUUCUUGCAUAUUUCAGCCAUUCACAUUAUUCAUGUCGUCAGGAAGAUGGCAGUUGUUUGAUCGACAAAAUGCUCCAGAAUGGAUCAUUUUUUUUUCCUGUCUGAAAUGGAAUGACCCAGAAGCUCGACUAA